CAUCAUCAUCCUGCACAUCCUCACCAUCAACAUCUCAUCUUCCUCCUCCUCCUCCUUCUUCUCCCUCUCAUCUCUCUCAUCUCUCUCAUCUUUCUCAUCUUUCUCAUCUUUCUCACCUCUCAUCUCCCUUUUUUAUUUUUAUUUUUUCUUUUUCAUCUGUCUUUUUCACACCUAAUAUAUCCUUCUUUUCACACAUUUAUUCUAUUCACAGUACACACAGUACACAUAAUACAAACCAUUUGGUGCGUUCGUUUCCACAUUUCUUCACUCUCUCUAUUUCUCUCUUGGUACUUCCGCUUUACUUCAGUAUCUUCGUCGUCAUUUCUCCACUCUUUUCCUAUCUCUAGUGUAAAGAGGUUCAGCCAGAGAUUUAGACCUAAAUCGAUCAAUAUCCUCCGAAGUUACAAUUAUAGACACCUUUUCAUUUAUUUGGUCAUUCUACUUGCCGCUUUUUCUGACCAUCUCACUUCAUCACUCCUUUAACUUUAUCGGAGGAUUUCCAAGUG
Molecule: messenger RNA, 506 nt
Organism: Lobosporangium transversale
Lineage: Eukaryota; Fungi; Mortierellomycota; Mortierellomycetes; Mortierellales; Mortierellaceae
Exons: 1
Source: RefSeq, a predicted model, not a curated record